UUGUGCCGAGUUCAGCAGCCGCCUCCCCUCACGGCCGGGCUCUCCCAGGCCCGUUGCUACCAGGGGGCCGCAUGCCCCACCAGGCAGCCAGAGAAGUGGCUGGCGGGGGCUUCGCGGGCCGAGGCGCGGAAGCUCCCCGCUGGCCGCCUGCCUCGGCACGUGGAUUUACUCAGCUAGUCUGGGGCCGCUGCCGCCGCCACUUCAACCUGCCGACGCUUCUGACCAUGGACCUUUCUCCGCGCCCCUCCUGCCGGCCGGCGCGCCACCGGCCCUGGAGGCGCCGAACGAGACGCAGGCCCUUCAGUAGAUUAUCUUCCAGAUUCCCAGAAAUCAUGUCAGUAGGAUCACAUUCAUUCUCCCCAGGGGGCCCUAAUGGAAUUAUUAGAAGCCAGUCCUUUGCUGGCUUCAGCGGUCUUCAAGAAAGACGAUCCAGGUGCAACUCCUUUAUUGAAAAUUCCUCCGGCCUCAAGAAACCCCAGGCAAAAGUGAAGAAGACGCACCAUUUGGGACACAAGGGCAACAGCAAUCCUAAAGAGCCUCAGCCUGAAAGGAUGGAAGAGGUUUACAAGGCAUUAAAGAAUGGACUCAAUGAAUAUCUGGAAGUGCAUCAGACAGAGCUGGAUAAGUUGACUGCUCAGUUAAAGGACAUGAAAAGAAACUCACGCCUGGGGGUGAUGUACGAUCUAGGCAAGCAAAUGAAAGCUAUUGAGAGAUAUAUGAGAAAGUUGGAAUUCCACAUCAGCAAGGUAGAUGAACUCUUUGAAGCCUACUGUAUCCAAAGACGACUCCGUGAUGGUGCCAGCAAAAUGAAGCAAGCCUUUGGGCUGUCCCCAGCCAGCAAAGCAGCUCGAGAGAGUUUGUCAGAAAUCAGCAAAAGUUACAAAGAGUACACAGAGAACAUGUGUACUAUUGAAGGAGAGCUGGAGAGUCUAAUGGGGGAGUUCUGUAUCAAGAUGAAAGGUUUAGCUGGCUUUGCUCGACUUUGUCCUGGAGACCAGUAUGAGAUUUUCAUGCGGUACGGCCGACAGAGGUGGAAGCUGAAAGGCAAAAUAGAAGUCAACGGCAAGCAAAGCUGGGAUGGAGAAGAAAUGAUCUUCCUUCCUCUUAUUGUUGGGCUGAUCUCCAUUAAGGUCACAGAAGUUAAAGGCCUUGCUACCCACAUUCUGGUGGGAAGUGUCACCUGUGAAACGAAAGAUUUGUUUGCUGCUCAGCCUCAGGUUGUCGCUGUGGACAUUAAUGACCUUGGUACGAUAAAGCUGAACCUGGAAAUAACUUGGCACCCAUUUGAUGUUGAGGACAUGACCCCGUCUACAAACAACACAAACAGAGCAUCUGCUCUCCAGAGAAGGGUGUCCAUGUAUAGUCAAGGUACCCCAGAAACUCCAACUUUCAAGGACCAUUCAUUCUUUUCAAACUUGCAUGACGACGUCUUUGAAAAUGGGACAACAGAAGUUGAGCAGCGGCCAAUGUCUUUCAGUUUCAAUGAUAUUUCCAAUUGCAGUCAAUCUUCCAGUUCUGUUGGUUCCUCUUCUGCCACGGAUAAUUUUAAUCCUGAAAUUACUGUCACGCCUCCAGAACAUAAUGGGCAGAAGUUAUCAAAAACUCAUGCAUUGGACAAUAUCAGCACCAGCUCAUCAGUGGACUCCACACCUGAAUAUAAGGACUUAAAGUCACAAGAACCUAUGCCACUUAGUGAGGGGAAAAAGAUUUCUCAUAUAGAUUCUGAAGUUUGCCAAACCUCUCCAGUUUCCAGAAGCAACAAUCUUUUCUUACAUAGCAGUGCCCCAGUAUCUCUCUUGCAGGACACGGAUGAAUUAUCAGAGCUCAAACCUGUGGAACUGGAUACUUUUGAAGGCAAUAUCACUAAGCAGCUUGUAAAAAGACUCACUUCAGGAGAAGGUCCUGCAACACCCGAAAAGCUGCAUUGCGAAGGAUCAAUAAGUGGCGAAUCUGAAGGCUAUAAAUCCUGCGUAGAUGGAAGCCUAGAAGAAGCAUUUCAAGGGCUGCUUCUAGCACUUGAGCCACAUAAAGAACAAUUUAAAGAAUUUCAGGAUCUGGACCAAGAAGUAACACACCUGGAUGAAAUUCUAAAAUGCAGACCAGCAGUGAACCACAGCAGGUCCUCCAGUUUAAGCCUAACUGUUGAAAGUGCUUUGGAAAGCUUUGACUUCCUGAACACCUCUGAUUUCGAUGAGGAUGAGGGGGGCACAGAUGAGCUCUGCAGUGGCAAUGGUCAAAGGAAUGACUCUGUCUUCUCAGACUCGGAGAUUGAGAAAAACAGUUACAGGUCAGAACACCCAGAAGCCAGAGGGCAUCUCAGUGAAGCGUUGACAGAAGACACAGGAGUUGGGACCAGCGUAGCUGGAAGCCCUCUUCCAUUGACCACAGGGAAUGAAAGCCUUGAUCUUUCUAUAGUCAAGCACUUGCAGUAUUGCACACAGCUUAUUCAGCAAAUUGUGUUUUCCAGCAAAACUCAGUUUGUAACAAGAAACCUCCUAGAUAAACUAUCCCAACAGAUUCUAGUGAUUGAGUGUCUUGCAGAGAUCAGUGAUGAGAACAUGGGGAACAUCAGACCUAUAACUGAAGCAAUCCCAGAAUUUCAAAAAAGGAUCUCCCUCCUGUCCUUCUGGAAUAAAUGUACAUCCCAUUCUUCUGGGAUGUACCACAUCUCCGCAGACAGGCUGAUCAAACAACUGGACAUCACAUUUGCUGCGGCCGUGAAUGAGGAAUAUCCGGGGCUUGCAGAAACAGUAUUCAAAACUUUGGUGUCUCAUAUCUUGGACCGAGAAGAGCCUAUCCUCUCUUCUAACCUAUCUUUGGAAAUCGUAACAGUCUUUCAGUACUACAACUAUUUGGCGAGCAAAAGUGUUACUGACCUGGGAAGCUACUUGCUUCAGCUUGCAAAAGAAGCUUCAACAGUUCAGACUCUGCAGUCCUUGAGAGAUGAAAAGUGCUUGCAGAAUGUGAUCCCAUUAACUGCCAUCAGCCUUCCACCUCAGCAAGAAGUACUGAAAUCUUUGGCUGUCCUUCUUCUAAAUGAGAAUAAAAAAGAAACAUGCGAAGCUGUCGCAUCAAUCUUGUUAGCAGCUGCAGAAGACAAGCACUUCAGGGAAAAGGCUUUAAUUUAUUACUGUGAAACGCUUGCACAAUCCAACCUCCACCUUCAGAAAGCAGCUUGCCUGGCUCUCAAAUGCCUCCAGGCAACAGAAAGUAUUAAAAUGCUUGUCACGCUUUGCCAGUCUGAUAAUGAAGAAAUCAGAAAUGUGGCCUCUGAAACCCUGCUCUCUCUUGGAGAGGACGGACGGCUGGCAUAUGAGCAACUAGAUAAAUUCCCCCGUGACUUCAUUAAAGUUGGUGGACGUCGUGGGACUGAGGUAGCCACAGCCUUCUAAUCUGCCUAAUAGACAUCUAGCAAGAGUCUCAGUGGCUGCUUGUAUUAACCUCAAUGGUGCUGAAGCUCAACUGCAAAAAGAAAACCUUUUGAUGGGAUGUUCUGAAACUCACGGACUUUUGAAGAUUACUAGUGUAUGAAGAAUCUUGAUUUGGGUUCCCAUUGUCUUUGAUGUCUAUUAUGAAACAGUGGAUCUGUCCAAGCUAGUGAUUAUUUUAAUUGCUUCUGAGUGAAACUGUGUGAUUGCUGUGCAUCAGUCUCAGCAAACAUGAGAUGAAAACAGCUUUUGAGGCAUUUUUACAGAAUUUGGUGUUUGCUUUGUGGGUGUUAUUGCAUCUGCUUGAAACAUUUGAUUCCCCUCCUGAAACAGUGAGCAGAGAGGAGCGAAGUAGGCAGCUCUUAUUGUCACCUGCGAAGAGCCUCUGUUCCCUUUCAGUAUCGCUCACCUGGAUUUAUUACAGAAGAAAAGUUUAAGAGAAACAAACAUCAGAGGAUGUGUCUGCCUCUGGAAACAGUUGGAUGCAAACGCUGGGAGCUGUCAGUUCACUGACUCAUUUUAGAUUUCCUUCUGUGCUUUUCCCCACCCUCCGAUAAUGAACUCUCAUUAAGCCAGAGAUUUUCUUUUGUUGUCAAGCAUGCGUGUGUGGGCUGGAAACCACAAAUGGAAGUAUUACUUUUCCCCAAAAAAGAGCAAAUAUAUGCAGUAUCUUUUUUUUUUUAAGCAUUAAAAUCCCUGGCUCCUUUUCCCACCUCCAAGAUUCCAAAAACAGAGAAAAGCAUUAUGCAUAAAUAUGUUAGUCUGUUAUAUUGAUUUCAGCGUAACCGAGAAAGGUUGCAGAGUUCUUGGGGACUGUUUAGAAAUAGGAUCUGCAGAAUCCUUCUUCCUUGCAACAUUAAGGAUCUGUGUUAUGUGACAAUAUUUUCACUGAAGCCCUUUGCAUUGUUGAUGAUACAGCCUAAAUGCUGGUAGUUUCUGUACAACCAUGGGGGGGGGGGCGGUUAGUCAUCAUUUGAAAAAUGCAGAUAUUGAAGACUCUUUUUAAAAUGUCCAAUAGAGCCACCACCCCCUUUGCCAAAUACAUUGGCAAAACAGUAUUUUUGAUUAUGAAUGUGAAAAACUUGUGUAUAUAUAUUCCUGUAUAUUUAUAAGUUAUAUAUAUUCUCUGAUUAAAAGCUACGUUUGUACAGCUAAACUUAAGCAUUUUACUGAAGGAAACAGUCUCUUGACAACACAUGGAAUAAUUAUAAUUUGGUUUUUACAGCA
Molecule: messenger RNA, 4655 nt
Organism: Heteronotia binoei (common prickly gecko)
Lineage: Eukaryota; Metazoa; Chordata; Lepidosauria; Squamata; Gekkonidae
Gene: RIPOR2
Product: RHO family interacting cell polarization regulator 2
Exons: 22
Coding region: 72-3392 (1106 amino acids)
Source: RefSeq, a predicted model, not a curated record